AUGGAUUCUGAUACCACAAAUAGUGAGGAUAAUGUCACAAUUGUGGACUUUCUUAACUCAUCAGAUGAUGAUGAAGAGGCAAACAUUUUUGUCCAAUUGUUGAUGUCACUUACAAACAGACUUAAUAGGCAACCUCGUCAUAAUUCUGCGUUAACAGGACGAGAAUAUGCUUUAGAACAAUUGUAUGGGCAUCCUGAAAAUAUGUUCGAAAUAUGUUGUAUGCACCGAGAUACAUUCGAAGCAAUUGUAAGGUUAAUUCAAGAUCGCAACCUACUGCCUUCUUUAAGUAUAUCAACAGAAGAAUCACUAAUGAUGUUCUUAAGAACAAUUGCUCUCUCAGACCGUAAUAGAGAGAUACAAGAUAGAUUUGUUCAUUCUGGAGAGACAGUACACCGGUAUUUUGUUAAUGUGCUUACCGCAUUGUCUGCGUUAGCACCUGACGUUAUAAAACCACCAAAUAUGAACAUCGUCCCCCCAAAGAUUCGAUACAACCCUAAGUACUAA
This is a messenger RNA of Morus notabilis, 504 nucleotides long. RefSeq lists its product as uncharacterized. Lineage: Eukaryota; Viridiplantae; Streptophyta; Magnoliopsida; Rosales; Moraceae. Bases 1 to 504 code for a protein of 167 amino acids. The transcript has a single exon. The record is from RefSeq and is a predicted model, not a curated record.